CCGUAGAGUCGCUACACAACUUAAUCGAAGGCGCGCGCGCCGGUACGCAACACGUUUCGCGUCCACACAACUCAAACCGCUCGUUAUCACAGUGAUAUCAAUUAAACCCAUCUAAAACACACUUAUUGUACGCAGUGAAAUAUUUCGUGGUAUUUUUAGUGAUAUAUAUGUGGGAGAAAAGUUGAUACAAUUCCGUGCCACGAGCCAUGUGACUGCAACGAAAGCGGAUAAAUAAAAGUAAUGUGGUUGGUGGCAGCAGUGGUCUCCCUGUGGGUGGUGCUCAGCACCGCGACGCUGUGCGAGGAGGCGCGUAUGCGCUGCGCUUACCGCAGUGGGUGUGGUGCAGCUCUCAACAACUACAUGAUGCUGUGCAGCGAUGUGCUCGCCCAGCCCUCUGACCACUGUCCCAAGGAGUGCGAGCAUGCCCUCAUAGCUCUAACGUCUACUGAAGAGGGAAAGGAAUUAAUGAAUUGCCAGUGUGAAGAUGAAUACUGCGUGGAUGCGAAACAGAAGAUCUAUGUGUGUCGGGCGCAGGUUUUGAAGGGAGCUGCUGACGCCACCGCCUCCUGCCGCUUAUCGCAACUCAUCUGCCUCGCUGACGCACAGUGUGCCACGGCAUUACGUUAUUAUAACCAGAAUUGUCGCUCAGUUUAUCGUGGAAGAAAGUGCUCUAAGAAAUGUCUUAACUCCAUUGAGAUUUUAAGGAAACAAGAGAAGGCUGCUGCAUUAACAGCAUGCAGGUGCGACGGCAAUGAAGAUUAUGAUUGCCCGAGGAUGCAAAGUAAUCUAGCGAAGCUAUGCUUUCACAAACAUCUGAAAAACCACACGAGAAGCCACGAAAGAGGGUAUGAGGAGAGACACCGGAAGCACCAUGAAGCGUCCGCAGCUAACAAAUGUAUUAUAUCUGUGAUUAUAAUUUCCCUUUGCCUUCUCUUCAGCUUGAAGUUCAAAUCGUGACGGUGAUUUGCCUUACCUUAUUUGUUAGUAAACAAAUACGUCAAUGUAUAUAAGUUUGUACAAAUAGUAUUAAGGUCGCAAGGUUGCGUGUGUGUGUGAGCAGAUUGCUUUAAGUUGUCGUUUAUUUGAGUGUACUUGCAGUUAAUAUAGAUAUUCGAAUAAGACUUAUACGCUUUCGCCGCCCACGGGGGCCUGCGCGGGCGUCGCUAUAAAUACGGCGGCGCCGGUGGUCCGGUGACAAAUGCUAGGGUGUAUCGUCCCGACGCCAAAACUACGCCGAUUGAUCUAACGGUUGUCUUAACUUGUCAAGUAAUAAUGAAUGCGCUUAUUUAACAUAUCAAAAAUUUGUUUCACUCGCCGUAUAAAUGACAGCGAACGAGAGGUUAAAGGAAGUGGGUGUCUCCAGCGUCCCUGUGUGUACGCUAAUCGCCUUUGAGUCGGAAGUGUUAUGCGGGACGCAGUGAUCGUGGCGUUGUCGAAAGAGCUCUUUUUUUAAAGUCAACUUCCUUGUACUUCUGUCAUCCGUUCGUUUUAAUGACCAAACCGAAUACAUGAAUCAUAUAUACCAAUUAAGCACGUUCUUGCGUUGGGUUCAGAACUUUUUCUGCAACCAAAAUUGAUGUUCCGACAAUAUUAAUUCCUUAUUUGAAUUUAGUGUAAUUUCAAUGUCCCCAAUUGAACGUUUCCAAGUAUGAAAUUUCUUCGAAAAGCGUAUGACAGCGUUGUUUCUUCAUAAGUCUCGGACCUUGUAAUGAAGAUAUUGGAACCGGUUCGGGGCAAGGUCCCACG
Messenger RNA from Pieris brassicae (large cabbage white), 1746 nucleotides. Its product is annotated as growth arrest-specific protein 1-like. The record is from RefSeq and is a predicted model, not a curated record. Bases 241 to 957 code for a protein of 238 amino acids. NCBI's taxonomy places the organism in Eukaryota, Metazoa, Arthropoda, Insecta, Lepidoptera, Pieridae. The transcript has 3 exons. Gene Ontology annotation, biological process: regulation of cell cycle.